GAUGUAAAGAGCAAUAAGGUUUGGUUGCAGUACCAUUAAUAAAUUAGAAACUGAAUUGAACAAAAUUGAAAAAGUCUCUUUCAAAGAAAGAUAUCUAUCAUUUUAAAGAGAAUGGAAUGAAUUCAAAAAUAGAGCAAAAGAGAUGUAUUAAUUUGCAUUUAUCAAUUUUGUCUUUAGGCCUCCAAGAGUUUUCAAUGAUAAAUUAGAUGCCAAUCAAUAGAAAAAGAUCAAUUUAUUAGCAAAACAUAUAGAUUACUUAAGUGAGAAUGAAUUUCAAUAUCUGAAUUACAUUUUAUAGAAAUAAGUUCUCAAUAAGCCUGAUUAUGCAGAGUUUUCAUUAGGUAUUUCUAAAGAAGAUACUCAAGUUGGUAAUUUAAUAAAUUGAAUUACAGGUCCUGGAGUCUGGCCAACAGCUCAUCCUCAAUGGUUAUAAUAAUAAGAAAUCAUAGCCAAAUUAUGGCCUUUAGGAUAAUAAGGAAUAGCAACCUUAUUCUCUGAAAUUGUUGGAUUUGGAGGUGGAGUAGGAACAGGAGGAGCUUAAGCUGCAGCUGCUAAUACUGCUGCUACUGCAAAAGAGGAAAAAAAGGAAGAAGCUCCUAAAGAAGCACCAAAAGAGGCUACUGUAAUAUCUAAUAAAAAUAAUCUAGAAAUCUAAUUAUGAUGUUGUUCUUGAUUCAAUAGAUGCUGCUUAAAAGAUCAAAAUUAUUAAAGAUGUUAGAGCAAUUUUCAAUUUGGGUUUAAAGGAAGCUAAAGAUAUGGUUGAAAAGUUACCUGCCACUUUAAGUAAAUAAAUGAAGAAAGCUGAUGCAGAAGAAUUGAAGAAAAAAUUGGAAGCUAUUGGUUGCACAAUUAAGUUAGUAUGAGAGU
Messenger RNA from Paramecium pentaurelia, 867 nucleotides. The record is from the annotation of a GenBank genome assembly. NCBI's taxonomy places the organism in Eukaryota, Ciliophora, Oligohymenophorea, Peniculida, Parameciidae.